GGUGUGGGUUGGUUGGUUGGUUGGUUGUUGGCAUGAGGAUUAUGGGGGACAGCCGUUGGGGUGAUGGGGUCAGUGACGUGGGGGAGAGAGCUGCUAGAGGUUUUGCAUGGGAGCAUGAGGUGUAGAGUGUGGCGGGUGGCUUUAAGUUGGGGUCUUGUGCGUUGAGGCGGACCUGCGCCCUUGGCUGAAGCCCUUUGGAGCUGAAGAAAGGACGAAUGGGCAGGGUGCCGAUUACCACUUCGUCCACCGUAAAACAGAGAUGCGGGAGUAUGUGUAAAUGCAGUACAUCCUGAUGCCGUUGGUACGGGAUGUAGAGAUUUCAACAACUAUUGCAGCUGCACGUGUAUGCAUGCUGGCACGGAUAAGAGCACCGAGUUAUCUGCUAGUAUAGGAGAGAUAAGCUCUGCUAGCUAGCCUUGCAUGGCGCGCUGACGUAUCCGUGCAAGAUAAGCAGCUUGUGCAGUAAGCAAUUUGAGCAUAUUGCUACAUAGCAGCGUGUACACAACCACGCUUUGGCCGUUUUGAGUCUCCAGAAACAUGGCUAUACACUUGAGUUCCAUCCCACUCGCACAAUUGUAGACCGGUACCCGGUAGCCGACGUAAGCUUGGCUUAACAAUGUAUGAAUACAUCCAAGCACCUGUUCUGGAACUCGUAGAGCCUCUUCAGGGCGCACUGUUAUACCUGGACGCGGGUGCUGGAGAGAUCGCUCACACGACGCUCGGGCUUCCCUUUCUGCUGGGUUAGUUCCAAACGGGAGCUGCCUUGUAUCCUUUCUCGUCGUUUCAUCUUAUCGUUCUUUCCGGGCAUGCGUACACCUGCAUUCCAGGCCUGGGCGUAACAAAUGUAUGCUCGCUGGAGCUUGCAUCGCCAAACGAUGCGGCCCUGUCGCUGCUUACUAGCGGCAACCCCCCAUCCCGACUGGUGAUCUUCACCACGCAGCUGCUUACGGAGGUCCACCAGCACAUACUCCGAGCAGUCCUGGCUCAUCCCUCCGUCACAUCGGUACACAUCUACUGCUCUGUCACCCAGCACGCGCACGCCUGCCUGUGGGGCUGCGAGCUGGGGGUAGAAGCGUACAGCGAGUAUGCGGAGAUGCUGCAGGACGACCUCCGAAGGUCCGCCGCACCUCCCUCCACCUCCACCCCCAUCCCCGCCCCUGCGCCUCCCUCCCUGCGCGUGUCCUUCCUGCCGCUGCUGGCUUGCUGCCUGGACCCGGGGCUGCUGGUGCUGCCGGCGGGGGGUGCAGCGGCCAGGAGGGGCGUGUGCGGCCCACUGGCUGCCGGCCUGGGACCCCUGCACCCCUCCGCCCCCCUGCACCCCUCCCCCUCCCCCUCCCCCUCGGCACCACCCCCCUCCUCCUCCGGAGCAACAGCAGCAGCGCCGCACAACAACGGCGCCAGCAACAACAACACCAGGCACCAGCACCAGCAACAGCCCUCUCCCCACCACCACCACCACCGCACCAGCUCCCAGCCGCCUGCUGCUGGCCCCCACCCGCUGGAGGGAGAGGGCGGGUCGGAGGGGCUGGCACUCACCGCACAUGUGCUGCUGGCGCUGGCGGCCAGCCUGGGGGCGCCGCGACCCGAGACCUUCCCGCUGGGGCCCGUCAGCGCGGCGCUGGCUGCGGAGAUCGCCUCCCUGCCCAGCGUAGCCAUCUCCCACUCGCUCCCGCCGCACCCCUCGGACGCUUCGUCUUCCUCGUUUCCCGGCUCCUCGUCUUCCUCCCCCGCCUCCCUGGCGCUCAUUUUGGUGGACCGAUCCCUGGACCUGGCCACACCCUGCAGCCACGGGGAUCACCCUUGGGACUUGCUGCUCGCGGCGUCAGCGGCGGAGCAAGCCAUGACCAGCGCUGCAGCGGCAACCGCAGCAACCGCAGCAGCAGCAGCUAACAAGGGGGCCGGUACGACAGGAAAGGCAGCAGCCCCCACGGCGGCGGCGGGGGCUGCAGGGGCGCCUACCAGCGGCAGUGGCAGGGGAGGUGGCGGCACCGGUGGGCAGGCGCAGGGAGUGGAGGCUGUUUGGAGGUCGUUGGACUGGUUGCGAACCCCCCUGCCACCAAGCGCGGAAAGCGAGACCGCUGUUAGCCUCAACUUUCCAUGGCAGCAACAGGCAUCGGAGGAAUCCCAACGGUCAACUGCAACCACCACCGCUGUACGACCAGUCCUCGUCACCAUGCAACCGACGUACAAUUUGUACGGCAUGGAACUUCUCGAUCCAACGGACCGUACGGCAAUCAGUCGCCUGGAAAGCAUUGCUUGGCGGUCAAAAUCCCGCCGAGAGAGCCUAACGGCAUUACGUAAGGCACUCAAGGAGGCCCUACGUACGGAGAAGCUGACACCUGCCGUACGCAGCAAAGCGGGUGCCGUACAGCCGACGGAACUUAGAGGCCUGGCGGAAGCCCUGCUGGGAUCUCCUGGCGCUUGCUCACGGCAUCGGAGUACGGCAGCUCUCGCGCUAGCGGUGGCGGCGGCGCUGGAGUCGACGGCGGCGGCAGCGGCCGACGCGGCAGCGGGGAUCUGUCGUACGAUCCUGGCGGCGUUGGCUGGCGAUGGAGGCGGUGGUGGCGGCGGAGGCGGCGGCGGAGGUGGAGAGGCGGCGGCGGCGGUUUUGAUGGAUGCGUUAGCGGCGGCUAAGGAGGGGUACGUGCCUGGGAAGGGGAGGUGGACGGAAUGUGAAGGAAGCGUACGGGGCAGGGAAGGGCUGGGGAUGAGGGUUCGGAGGGGCCUCUUACGGUGCUGGUAGGAUGCAUGAGGUCAGCAAGGUAAGCAAGAGUUAGACCCU
This is a messenger RNA of Astrephomene gubernaculifera, 2782 nucleotides long. The record is from the annotation of a GenBank genome assembly. Lineage: Eukaryota; Viridiplantae; Chlorophyta; Chlorophyceae; Chlamydomonadales; Astrephomenaceae.